Dujonia railenensis is the source of this 1146-nucleotide messenger RNA. The record is from the annotation of a GenBank genome assembly. Lineage: Eukaryota; Fungi; Ascomycota; Pichiomycetes; Serinales; Debaryomycetaceae.
AUGUCCACCGUGUUGCUUAACUUUACUCUAAGCGGGGAGACCUAUUCACUCCCGUUCGCUCAAAUCGACUACUAUCACUCUUACUUCAUGAAAUAUGCUUUUGUUUAUGGCACUGCUAUAGGUUCAUGCAUUAUUACAGUUAUAAUGAUGUGGAUCUGCUCAAGUAAGAAGACAUCGCCCAUCUUCAUACUUAAUCAGUUGACAUUACUCUUUAUGCUUAUCAGAUCUACACUUUUCAUAGCAUACUUAAGGGGCCCCUUUACCGCAAUGAGCUACAUGGUACUCUUUGAUAGCUCUACCAUUUCUGACCCUUAUCAGGCUUACCAAGUUACAGUUGCUGCUUCAGCAAUUGAAAUCCCAUUGGUGACAUGCAUUCAGCUUCUGCUUAUUUAUCAAAUAUUCACUGUCUUCCGAACUCAGAAAUUCAAGCAACUCAAGUUCAUAUUGGUCGGUAUAUUCUGUUCGUUAGCAGUUGUAAUUGUGGCAAUCUAUAUUUAUAGCAUUGUAGCGUUUGCUGAUGAGCUGAAAGUUUACUACGAACCAACUCACCAGGCAGGUUAUUACGCAAGUUGGAGUAGUAAUUUGCCAUUUACUUUAUUUUCUGCUUCGGUUAUAGCCAGCUCCACCAUCUUCAUUUUCAAGUUGGUUAUGGCUAUCAGAUCAAGGAAGAUUCUUGGUUUGAAGCAGUUUGGUCCCUUCCACGUCUUGGUCAUCAUGAGUACUCAAACCAUGAUCAUACCCUCAGUCUUGUUAAUAAUCGGUUUCACAACAGAUUCGUCGUAUACCCCAACAAUUGGUAUGCUAAUUACAGUUCUAUCCCUACCAUUGUCGUCAAUGUGGGCAUUUUCUUUGAAUAAUAACCUGCACCCAACAUCUUCGGCUCUUUCCUUAAUUUCCAGAUCUUCAUCUGGAUCCAGUGAGAAUACAGCCAUUUCAGCUGCUAUCAACUCUUAUUCUAUGUUUACGAAGACUCAGAAGAAAGGGCCUGACCUUGAAAAUGGUGAUGCCAUGGCUGAAAGAAAGCUUGAAGAUCAAUACUUCGAAGGUACUAACUCAGAGGCUUCGUAUGAGAUGCAGCUUGAGGGUGCUUCACUUAUAGACAGAAAAAAUGACUCUAUCUCAGUAAAGAGUGAAAGUGUCAAAUAA